Molecule: messenger RNA, 1189 nt
Organism: Oryzias latipes (Japanese medaka)
Lineage: Eukaryota; Metazoa; Chordata; Actinopteri; Beloniformes; Adrianichthyidae
Gene: acmsd
Product: aminocarboxymuconate semialdehyde decarboxylase
Biological process (GO): secondary metabolic process
Cellular component (GO): cytosol; cytoplasm
Molecular function (GO): carboxy-lyase activity; hydrolase activity
Source: RefSeq, a predicted model, not a curated record
CAUUCACCUGUCGGUCACUGGUCUCCCCGCAGUCCUGAAAGCAGCACGGCUUCACGUCUCCCUGAGACAAAAUCAAAGAUGAAGGUUGACAUUCACAAUCAUAUUUUGCCGAAGGAAUGGCCUGACUUGAAGGAGAGAUACGGCUAUGAAGGAUUUGUUCAGCUUCACCAUCACUGCCAAGGGUCAGCCAAAAUGAUGAGGGAUGGGAAGUUGUUCCGGGUGAUUCAGGACAACUGCUGGGAUGCUGGAGUACGCAUACGUGACAUGGACCAACAUGGUGUGGCAGUUCAGGCGCUCUCAACUGUUCCUGUGAUGUUCAGCUACUGGGCCAAACCUCAGGACACACUGGAUCUUUGUGGCCUUUUAAAUGACAAUUUGGCACAGACGGUGCGCAGCCACCCUAAGAGGUUUGUGGGCCUGGGCACGCUGCCCAUGCAGGCGCCAGACUUGGCCAUCCUGGAGAUGAGGCGCUGUGUGAAGGAGCUGGGCUUUCCUGGAGUCCAGAUUGGGUCGCACAUUAACAACUGGGACCUAAACGCCCCAGAACUGCUCCCCUUCUAUGCUGCUGCAGAGGAGCUUGGCUGCUCCAUAUUCGUCCACCCGUGGGAUAUGCAGACAGAUGGGAGGAUGGCUAAGUAUUGGCUACCCUGGCUGGUGGGUAUGCCAUCAGAGACCACUGUUGCCAUUUGUUCCAUGAUAUUUGGAGGCAUCUUUGAGAAGUUCCCUAAACUGAAAGUCUGCUUUGCUCACGGAGGUGGUUCUUUUCCUUUCACUCUUGGCAGGAUUGAACACGGCCACAAAGUUCGUCCUGAUUUGUGUGCGAUUGACAAUAAGAUGAGUCCACGAAAGUACCUUGGGUCUUUCUACACAGACUCCCUGGUCCAUGAUCCCAUGUCGCUGAAGCUGCUUGUUGAAGUCAUCGGAAAAGAUAAAGUGAUGCUAGGAACAGAUUACCCAUUCCCACUUGGUGAGCUGGAACCUGGAUCCCUGAUAGAGUCAAUGGAUGAGUUUGAUGCCCCAAUAAAGGACAAGUUGCUUGCUGGAAAUGCUCUGGAUUUUCUUGGACUGAAAAGAGAACAGUUUGUGUAGCUGGACUAUAUAAAUACAUACACAAAUAAUUUGGAUGAAACUACUUUAAUGCAAAUCCAUUACAUUUUUUAAAUAAAGAGUGAGUUUUUAUUUUUAAAAA